CAUAACCAAACACAACUGACAAUUGAGCGUGCUCGUGAGUUUGCAGAUUUGAGAGUGUUGUCACUCCUUUAAAGGGAUGCUAUUAUCUUCUCUAUAUUUCAAUUUGUAGUUCAGUGUUUUAAUUUCCAAUUAAAGAAAAUCCCCCUAUUAUUAUUUAAGCAAAUUUUUAUUCAAGAUGGAUCGUCUUUUAAGGCUAGGAGGUGGAAUGCCAGGUUUAAAUCAAGGGCCACCACCUUCUGAUGCUCCGGUUGUUGAUACUGCCGAACAGGUGUAUAUUUCUUCAUUAGCAUUAUUGAAAAUGUUAAAACAUGGACGAGCUGGAGUACCAAUGGAGGUUAUGGGUUUGAUGCUCGGGGAAUUUGUUGACGAUUACACUGUUCGGGUCAUUGACGUUUUUGCCAUGCCACAAACUGGAACUGGCGUCAGUGUAGAAGCAGUUGAUCCAGUAUUUCAAGCGAAAAUGUUGGAUAUGUUGAAACAAACGGGACGACCGGAAAUGGUUGUUGGAUGGUAUCAUUCUCAUCCUGGUUUUGGAUGUUGGUUAUCGGGUGUCGAUAUUAAUACACAACAAUCAUUUGAAGCACUCAGUGAACGUGCAGUUGCUGUUGUAAUCGAUCCAAUUCAAUCAGUUAAAGGAAAAGUCGUUAUUGACGCAUUUAGAUUAAUUAAUCCUAAUAUGAUGGUCUUAGGACAAGAACCUCGACAAACGACAUCGAAUUUAGGUCAUUUGCAAAAACCAUCAGUUCAAGCUCUUAUUCAUGGUUUAAAUCGUCAUUAUUACAGCAUUAGUAUUAAUUAUCGAAAAAAUGAAUUGGAACAAAAAAUGCUGUUGAAUCUUCAUAAAAAAACAUGGAUGGAUGGUCUUACACUUGCUGAAUAUACAGAGCACAGUAAAUUAAAUGAAAAUACUGUUUCCGAAAUGUUGGAGCUUGCGAAAAAUUACAAUAAGGCACUUGAAGACGAGGAGAAAAUGACACCGGAACAAUUAGCAAUAAAAAAUGUAGGCAAACAAGAUCCAAAGCGACAUUUGGAGGAGAAAGUUGAUACACUUAUGUCAACAAAUAUUGUCCAGUGUUUAGGAGCAAUGCUUGACACUGUCGUUUUCAAGUAAUUUGUUUCUUUUUUUCAUAAUUUACAUAAUACGAUUUUUAAAAAAAAAAUAUACGACUUUCUAACAUAAA
Messenger RNA from Leptopilina boulardi, 1181 nucleotides. It is a transcript of the gene Rpn11, whose product is annotated as 26S proteasome non-ATPase regulatory subunit 14. The transcript has 6 exons. Gene Ontology annotation, cellular component: proteasome regulatory particle, lid subcomplex. Gene Ontology annotation, molecular function: proteasome binding; metallopeptidase activity; protein binding. The record is from RefSeq and is a predicted model, not a curated record. Lineage: Eukaryota; Metazoa; Arthropoda; Insecta; Hymenoptera; Figitidae. The coding region runs from base 176 to 1111 and encodes 311 amino acids. Gene Ontology annotation, biological process: protein deubiquitination; proteasome-mediated ubiquitin-dependent protein catabolic process.